CCCCCUCCCGCCGCCGUUUCUUCCAACCGAAACGGCUACAAAGCUUCCCCCAGAAGCGUGUUCGGGGCCAGAGAGGAAGUGCUGAUGGGGGGAGGUUUGAACUGCAGUCGAAUAGCAGUCUGGUAUUAUGUUGUGAUCCGUGGUAACUCCCCUCCCCAGUGGAAAGUAGAUCCCUCCUUGAUAAGAUGACUUUUCAGUGGACAGCCGUUGCAGCCUUUCUGUAUGCUGAAAUAGUUAUAUUAUUGUUACUCUGCAUACCGAUUAUUUCUCCUCAGAGAUGGCAGAAGGUUUUUGGGAUCCCAAUAUGGAAUAAGAUUACAAACUAUUGGAACAAGGCGUUCCUUACUAUUAUAGUCCUACUGAUUGUUUUAUUUCUUGAUGCUGUAAGAGAAGUGAGAAAGUAUUCCAACAUUCAUUUAUCUGAAAAAACUACACACGCAAGCCCCAACGCUUUUGAUCACAUUCAAAUGAAACUUUUUAGAUCACAACGGAACCUCUAUAUCUCCGGAUUCUCACUUUUUCUUUGGCUUGUGCUGAGACGUAUGAUUUCCCUUAUCACUUUGUUGGCAAGAGAGAUGGGAGCCCAGGCAGCUCUAGAAAUGCAAAUAGCAGAUACCAGUGAAGUUGCCAAGAAAUACUUGGAAGAGAAUGAAAAACUCCAGCAGACUCUGAAAGAGAAAACAAAUUGUGACAGUGCAGAUAUGGCUGAUGCAACCAGUGUAAAGCUGAAGCAAGAAGUGGAAGACCUGAAAGAAGAAUUAAAUAAAAAAACGAGUGCUCUCAAGAAGUCAACAAAUGAAAUGACUGCAGUUAAAAAGAAGUGUGAAGACCUUAGGAAAGAAUAUGAUCACCUUACAAAAGAACACAAAAGAAUGCUGGGCUGUGCAAGUGAAAAGCAUAAUAAGAAAACUCUAUAAGUGUCUUACAAGGAGACUGACUUUAAAUAAAUCUGCAUCAGCACGAAUUGCCUGUUGUCAUCUUUAUUCUUCAAAACAGUGAUGGCGGAUAAUUUUUAAAAAUAUUUCAAAGGACACAUAUUGCAUUCACUACUGCAAAUGCUAGAUAGUUGUUGGUUGCCAAAAUACUGUAUUUAUUUAGCAAUGAAAAUAGUGGGAUAUAGUCUUGUUGAAUGAAGGCCCAGUGGAAUUUUUACCUCUUAUUAAUUUUAAAAAUUCUCUUUGUAUAUAAUCUCCCACAUACUGCAGAUCUCCAUGGCAUAUUAAAUACUCCAUUCAUUUAAUUACAAAUUUGGCAGAUCAUAGUGGAGUUUUGUUUAAAAAACCUGUUUCAUACCUCCCUUGUGUGAGCUGAACUGUUUGUGUGGUCCUUUGGACCCAAACUAGUAGUGAUGUAUCGGAAGUACAUUGUAAAUUUUUUUAUCCUACAAGGAACAUGAGAAAACAUAUUAAAUAGAAAUGUCCAUUUAGAGUAACUAUUCAGCUCCUAUGAAGAACACUGAAAAGUAAGGAAAGAAAAAGAUAGGGGAAAACAGACCACCUUUUGCUGAUAAUGCAGAAUAAGCUUUAUAAAUUAUAUCAUAACAUGACAUUAUCAUGCAGUAACCCAUCACACUAAUGAUUUUUAGCAAUACGAUUAAACUUGGUUGCUGAAAGAAUUAUGGUGGAGUGCAGCGUACUCAUACACAUUAAAUAAUUUUACAAUUGGUAAAAGUUUUAAGAUACUGCUUAAGGCCACUUCAUGUUUAAUUUUGCAGAUUCAUAUAAUUUUGAGUUUUCUUUUCCCUUGCUUUGAGAUGUUAUUAUAGUCCAUGUGUUUUCUUCACAUUGUGUUCAAGAACUUGCCUGUGAUGUGUUUUAUUAUGGUUUCUUUGUGCAGUGGAUACUUGUGAAAAAACAAUUCUGUGCAACUUACAAAGCAGUUUUCUUGGUGAAUAAUUAUA
Messenger RNA from Pogona vitticeps (central bearded dragon), 1900 nucleotides. The record is from RefSeq and is a predicted model, not a curated record. NCBI's taxonomy places the organism in Eukaryota, Metazoa, Chordata, Lepidosauria, Squamata, Agamidae.